AAUUAAUACAAAUUUGAAAAAAAAAAUGUGACCAUACAAAUUCGUAAUUUUUUUAUGAACCUCCACCACACUUGUAAAUGUACAGCUUUAGCGAGUGAACGAAAAUAAAUCAAAUACUUAGUAAAAAGAACUAAUGUCAAUGCAAAAAUGCGCUAAACUGUGUGAAAAGUCAAAAUUAUCCUUUUAAAGUGCUUUAUUUUUAUUUGGCUCGAAUGUGCUGCGCCAAUUCGCCAAUCGCCAAUUUGUCAAUGGAAUAAAGCGUUUAAUUACACAACUGCAGACGACUCCAAAACUUCAUUCAUCACAGGAAUUUCCUUUGCAGAUUGCUAAGCACGAAAAAGAUAUUCACCAUGCGUCACUAAUCAAGUGACUGCCACUUGCAAAUGACAUUAAUAGUAGUUGUGGUAAACAACUGCCAAAAAAAGAAACACUCACUCACAAAUUACCGUGUAGCUUAAGGCGAGCGAUAAAAAAAAUCGUAACCGCAGUAGCAACGUUCGACUAAAGGAAAUCGACAAAGUGAAAUAAACAGUAGCAAUUGGCAAAACCACGACUGGGAACAGGAAGAUUCACACUGCCGCGUGCAUUUACCGAUACAAGCACACGCACGUGCUUACAUACAUAUAUAAAUACAUAUGUACACACAAAUACCAAUACACUUGCAACCAAUGCAGCAAAAAGCGCACGAAUGUCAGCAACAACCGCCAACACCGCCAACUCGAUUAUUGCCAGCAAUCAGCAAGUGCCAUUGCCAGCAGCGAGAACGACAAUCAACAACAAGCAACGCAGUGGAAGUGGUUACAACGAGCACAACAACAACAACAACAAAAACAACAGCAGCAGUAGUAGCAGUAGCAGCAAUAAUUACAAUUUACGUCCAACGAUUGCUGUGAAACCAAAAGCCACCAACAAUAGCAAUAACUACAACAUCUGUGCUGCUUCACAUUUGAAAACACAAAACAGCAACAACGCCGACAACAGCAAUCAUAGCAAGAGCAACAAAAACUGUGGUGCAUAUAAUAACAACAAUAGUAACAACCACGGCAACAGCAAUAGCGCCAGCAGUGGCAUUGGUGGCUGCAGCAGCAUCGGGGGCAGCAGCAGCAACAACAACGAUAUGCCCGGCCGUCACAGCUGGGACCCGGGUCGCAUUGGUGUCGAGCAUUUGGCCGGCGCAUUGAGUCCCCUCUGCAUAACCGAUUCGAGUCAUGAAAUCGUGCGACCAAAGCCGCGUAGACCUACUGGCAACUUGCGCAGCGACUUAACCGUCGGCGUCUUCAGCCCGCAACCAUCAAACUCUCAACUCCACUGUCCCAUCGGCUCGCCCAGCGCAGCAGUUUUGCCUAACCAAAGUCAAAUGAGUGCAAUGCCUACAUCGCCUUCGACCGGCACCACAAUGACCGCCAACUCAACGCCGCUCAAUGCGCCAAAUGGUUUGAGUUCCUCCAGUGGACGCAUACAAAGCCCCGCGGUUGCCACGCCAGCGCAGCGCAUUUCCAAGGAAGUGGCCCAGCGUUUGAAUGGAGGCGUUGCUGUUGCCAGUAGCGCACCUACCGUGAUUGUGGGUUCUCCAACAACACAUCAUAGUAAUGCGCCCACCACUUCGAUUAAUAUAAGAAAUAUCAGGAGUCCACCAGCAGCACCGACUAAGCCAACGCCACAUCGCUCCAUGGCAGCGCCUGCGCGACUCACUGUGCAAAGCACACCAGUCAAGUCGCAGCCGCCGAUGUUGAGCGGUAAUUUGCCACCGCAGCAGCCGCAACCACCACAGCCGGUGACAGCGCAACAGAAGUCAUCAAGCGCGAGCGAUAAACGCCCGCUACCGCUAUCCUCUUUGGACUUGAGCAGCUGCAGUAUUGGCAUACCGACUGCAGAGUCAACCCCAGCGCAUGGCGCAACUAGUGGCGGUGGCUAUCAGCCCGGUGCGCAUACAAAAUCAACGAACACGACGACCAGCACACGCACACAUCACCACGAAUUCCGCGCGCUUCAGCGCGUGCAGGAGUGUCAUAGCUCGUCGGAUGAGAAUCGAUCAUCGGGGCAUGCCAGCAUGUCCGAUACAGGUGGUCAUGGCAGUUCCUCGCCCGGCGGUGGUGUAGCGCUUGGCCCACUACCAGAAGAUCGUCUCGCCGCUGGCGUCACCAAUCGCAGCACGCGCUCGCGCGCAAGCACCAAUCAUUCGCGCGCACGCCAUCGCGCUAUACCUGCUUCCAAAGCACCAUGGAGUGGUAGCGGACUGGAGGACAUCAAAUUGGCCAUACAACAACUUACAAUGCGCUCGCAGACGAGUACGAGCACGUAUAGCAGCCUCAGCGCAGGAUCAGAGAGUUCGGAACCCGCACGCCGCUUAGGUCGCUACUCUUCGCUGGAGACCGUAAACACAAAUGUGACCAGUGCCGACGAGUUUGUAUGGGUGGACUCACACAAUCGCCUUGUAGAAUUGCAGCAUCCGCCCUGGAGUCAGCACUGCAUUAUGCGCGUCGUACGAAAUGGCCGUUGCAAAGAGCAGGCGGAGCGUGUAUCAGUCGAAACCAUACCGCGCCUGGGUUAUCUGCUGCAACGCGCGUUGGUGCGCAUAGCGCGCGAAGUACAACGCCUCUCAGCCAGCCUGGGACUGUGCUCCAAACAAGAGGUGGCAGCAGCUUACAAAAUCGUUCUAUGUCCGGCAUUGGCAGACUCUUGCAUCAAGGCAUGCUUGCGCGCAGCAGCGAUGUUCGCUGUUACGGGCGACAGUGCGUUAAAGCAAAGCAAAUCAGCGCGUGCUGGACUACAGUUACCCGUGGGACGCUUUCAUCGUUGGAUGGCCGACGCGCGACUCGGCAAGUUCAUACAUGAAUACGGGGCGGUGUAUCUCUGCGCUGGCAUGGAAAAUCUGCUUGAGGAGCUACUUCUGCAAAGUUUUCCCGUGGAUCAUUCAAACCAACUAACUACGACCGUGUUGGACCAAUCUAUUGCACAUUCCGGUGAUUUGUGGGGUCUACUGCAGCCAUUCGCGCACCUGAAUGCAGGGCGAGUGGCUUCCGGUGCACUUACAAUGCCACGUUGGGCCAGUCUGUCAUCCCUCGGCUCGGGUACCCAGAAGAGUGGAAGCUCUGGCGCCAACAGCAAUGUGUCACUGGAGCCCUGUCUGCUCACGACCUGCGUUGGCAGCAUAAGCGAACUAAAAGACUUGACACUGCGCGCUCAACAGAAGUUUCAGCACACCGCACUUUCCAAUGCUGCGCUCUCUGCGCUGUUCUACUUCAUGCGUUGCUCGCAACUAGAGCACAGCGAUCUGAGCGGUGCACCAUCGAGUGUCAGUGGUAGCGCUGGCGGCAGCAGCCAAAAUGUGCAGGAGCUUUGCUACGAACGCGCAUAUGUGGUGCUACCGCCAUUGGUCGAAUGGCUACGUGUUGCCUCAGCGCACGCAGAGUACCGUCACGCGGUUAUGAUCGAUAAGGAUGAUAUCAUGCAGGCGGCGCGCUUGCUUUUGCCUGGCGUUGAUUGCCCCCUGAGGUCGAUCGCUCACGACGAAGAGCUACCUACAAAGAAGACACACUUUUCACAUCCUGGCGCUACUACACCCAUUGCGUCGAGCAUCAGCGAAGACACCACGGAGUUGGGCAAGCGCGCUACCAUCACUCUGGCUUUUAAGCUCAUGCUGACCGGACGUGCGGAGUUAUUGGCUCAAGCAGCCAACUUGUUGCCGCCCACUACGCGUUAUGAUACGUUGAACCACGCUGGACUCACGGCGCUUAUGAUCGCUGCUAUACGCAAUGACGAGGUGGUCAUACAAUCGCUGCUUGAUGCCGGCUGCGAUCCAAAUGUGGAGGUGCCACCAGUCGUGCAGACGAACUAUCCAGGCAUACAUCCAGACACACAGCACUGGACAGCAGUGACAUUCGCCGCGAGUCGCGCCAAUUACCUAGCAUUGCGUUUGCUCCUCGAGAGAGGCGGCAAAGUGGAAGGCGGGGCGCGCUUAAGCGAGGAGAAGCCAACGCUAACACCGCUGCAAGUAGCCUGCGGCUCUGGUAAUGUUGAAAUAAUUUCACUUCUGCUGGCGCAUGGCGCGAACGCCUUUCUCUCCACACAACAAAAGGACACUAUGUGUUUCGCCGGCGGUUCGGCGCAGCGUGGCUCUUAUUGUGCUAUCUCUGUAGCAGCCGCGCAUGGACAACGCGCUUGCUUGCGAAAGCUGCUCUCUCAUCCAAUGUCACCGGGGAUCAAAGAUGUACUUUCGCUCGAAGAAAUGCUUGCCGAAGGAGAACCAGUCGGUAACGCCACGCGUGGUGGGGGAGCCGCCGGUGCUGGAAAUGCGACCGGUGAACGCAUAAGCGCUGAUCUACCACUAACACUAAACAAGACGCAAAUCAAGAGCCUGCAAGAGGCAAUGUACCACAGCGCCGAGAACAAUCAUUUAGAUAUAACAAUAGAACUGCGCACCCUAGGCGUACCCUGGACGCUGCAUUGCUGGAUGCACGCCUUGGCGGCUGCGCAUGAGCUGCGCUUGGAUGCGGUAAUCGACCAACUGCUACAAGACUUCCUACAGGUCUGUCCUGACGACUACAGCGCGCAGUUUGUGAGCGAGUGCCUGCCGCUGCUCUUCAAUAUCUUCCGCUACAGUAAGAACGAGGGCACAACCCUUCUGCUGGCCGACAUCUUCGCCACCUGCUUCGGCUGGGAGACUAUCAAACCCAUAAAAGAGCCUGCGCUGCAGUCGGUGAACAGCUCACGUAUCGACCCGAAAUUUGUCAACAAUCCAGAGUUGAGCGAUGUGACUUUCAGAGUGGAGGGCAAAAUUUUCUAUGGUCACAAGAUAGUGCUCGUAACCGCAUCGCCGCGUUUCCAGAGCAUGCUCAGCUCCAAGCUGAGUGAGGGAAACAUGCCCACGGUGCAAAUCAAUGACAUACGCUACCACAUAUUCCAGUUGGUCAUGCAUUAUCUGUACAGCGGUGGCUGUGCUACACUGGAGGUCAGCAACGCUGACGUUUUGGAGCUGAUGGCGGCGGCGAGCUUCUUUCAGCUGGAGGGCCUCCUGCGCUACACCGAGUCACGCUGCUCUGAGAUGAUCGACAUCGACAAUGUGGUGGCCAUGUACAUACAUGCGAAGGUUUACAACGCCAGCAAACUACUCGAGUACUGCCAGGGCUUCUUGUUGCAGAAUAUGGUCGCUCUUCUCACCUAUGACGAUUCGGUAAAGCGUUUGCUCUUCGCCAAAAAGAUACCCAAUCACGAUGUGCUCUCAGGUCUGCUGCACACGCUACAACAACGCAUCAAGCAACGCAAGCCUGUAGGUGUGGGCAAUUUCCGCCAACAGCUAAGCUCGCCACCGCCCAGCAGUGGAGGCGCACAUUUGUUGAGCAGCAGUAUGGGCAACAGUGGCGGGGGUGGAAGUCUGGGCGCUGCUAAGAAGUAAAAUUUGACGCAUUGGGAAUGUAAAAUAGCGACAUUUAAAGGCUUACAAAUAUUUAACGAAGUGAAAAUAUGUAGAUUUAGUAUUUUUGAAAAAAAAAAAACUGAAAAGUGAAAAAUUAAUUAUAUGCGGCGUAGUUACAGUUAUACUUAUAUGAAUAUGGUAUAUAAAAAUAAUUAUAAAUGCUAGUACACAUACUAUUUUCAUUAUUUUUUAUAAGCGGAUUUCAAAAUUUUCGAAAAAAAAGUUUGUUCUUCCACGAAUACAAUUCACCCCAUCCGAAAAGCGAUAGCUAAAACACACUAUUUGCUUUCGAUGCGCAACGAAUACUAACAUCUUUGAGUCUAAAUUGUAUUUAUAAACAAUUAUGUUAACUGCUCAAAGCAAUAUAUUCGUAAGCUUUUUAUAGUCUUUAGUACUUGCGAAAUUUUCAAAUAGCCACCAUCAUUCCAUGUACGAAGCUUUUGUUUGUAGUUUAUAGCGAAAUUUAGAAGCAAUCUUGUAUGUAUGUAUAUUUAGUUUAAUCCCAGUUUUAUACUCUAAAUAAAUAAAUUAAAGAUAUCAACAAAAUUGUCUACUUCCUCACUG
Rhagoletis pomonella (apple maggot) is the source of this 5980-nucleotide messenger RNA. RefSeq names its product ankyrin repeat and BTB/POZ domain-containing protein 2-like. NCBI's taxonomy places the organism in Eukaryota, Metazoa, Arthropoda, Insecta, Diptera, Tephritidae. Gene Ontology annotation, molecular function: protein heterodimerization activity. The transcript is spliced from 7 exons. The coding region runs from base 689 to 5395 and encodes 1568 amino acids. The record is from RefSeq and is a predicted model, not a curated record.